UGUGAUCCCUGUCCCGCUGUUACCCAACCCCAAAUCCGCCCCCAUACCCCGUCCCGGCGUGAUCAACUGUGAUCCAUUCUGGGUGGUGCUGGCGCUGUCUUGGAUCUGAAGUUACUUUCGGUUGCACUUUCGGAGCUGGAGCUGAGGAAGUGAGGCGCGGAGAUGGCGCUGAUGGAGAUGUGCAGCAUUCAGGACUGGAAUCAGAACGAUCUCCCUCUCGGACAGAGCAGCAUGCUUCUCAGCCCAGGGCAGCAGCUUGGUCUCGGGGCCAGGGACCAGCUGGUGGUACCGGUUGGUCUGGAUCCAGUGAAAUUCCUUAAACCAUACAUUGAUGGUGAUGACGGGGUUGAGAUUAAACUCCAUCAUGGAACAACCACUCUGGCUUUUAAGUUUCAACAUGGAGUGAUGGUUGCCGUGGAUUCCAGAGCAUCAGCAGGCUCCUACAUUGACACCCAGACGUUCAAGAAGGUGAUUGAGAUAAACCCCUACCUGCUGGGCACAAUGUCAGGUAGUGCUGCAGACUGUGUCUUCUGGGAGAGAAUGUUGGCCAAACAAUGCAGGAUUUAUAAAUUACGGAACAAGAAACGUAUCUCAGUGUCUGCUGCAUCCAAAUUGUUGGCUAACAUGGUAUCUGAGUAUAAAGGCAUGGGGCUCUCAAUGGGAACCAUGAUCUGUGGCUGGGAUGAGAAGGGUCCAGGUCUUUACUAUGUGGAUGAUAAUGGGAUGAGGCUCUCUGGCAGCAUGUUCUCCACCGGCUCAGGUUGUGGUUAUGCCUACGGUGUUAUGGACAGUGGAUAUCGAUAUGAUCUGAUGGUGAAGGAAGCUUAUGAUCUGGCACAGCGUGCUAUUUACCAUGCCACCCAUCGCGAUGCAUAUUCUGGAGGCACAGUUAACAUGUAUCACAUGCGGGAAAAUGGCUGGAUCAAAGUGUCUCAGGAAGAUGUUGGUGUUCUGCAGCACAGGUACACUGCAGAGACCCCAUGAGCUGCUCAAGACCCAUUUGAAAUCAAAUCUCAGUCAAGGCCAGCAACUGAAGUAACUAAAUAUUUCCACUGGACCAGUAGGCUCAAUGAAUGGUUUACAGCUGACUGCUCACUCAAGUGCCAUCAUAGUUGUGAACUUAAACUAAACAGCAUCAUAAAAAAUUUUCUACAAACAGAAUAGUGUGUACAUUUACACUUUUAAUCAGCAUCACAUAUACCACAGUUAACAGGUUAUUUUUAUCACCUUGCUGUUUGUGGGAGCUUGUUGUGCUCAUCUUGGAAGCAGUGUUUCUUACUUGGCAACAAUACUUACACUUCAGAAUGUCCUACAGUGGCUGUGAAAUACCUUGAGUCUGGAGUGGAUAUGAAAAGCACUAUUAUAAAUGCAAGGCUUUCUUUCAAAUUAGACUUUCAAUCAAGUACAGCAUUCGGUAUGGUAAUGUUCCUAUGAUGGAUUUCAACCUGGUAAAUGUGAGGUCAUCUACUUUGGAUCUAAGACAGAUGGGAAUAUUUUUAAAGCAAUGAGAAACCAAAAGCAGAGUGAUUAUUGAGGAGUCCAAAAAGAAAGUAAUGUCUUCAGCUUCCCUCCAACAUAACAUCAGAAGUGGAAAUGUUCUGUGAUGAUUGCACAAUGUUCAGCACCAUUCACAUCUCAGGUACUGAAACAGGACGUGUCCAUAUGCAGCAAGACCUGAAUAUUAUGCAGAUUUGGACUGAGAAAUGGCAAGUAACAUUCUCAUCACAUAAAUGCCAAGUAAUGACCAUAUCCAAAAAAAGAGAAUCUAACUAUUUCCCUCGAAAUUCAAAGGUGUUACCAUCAAUGAAUUCCCCACUAUCAACACCCGGGGAUUACCAUUGACCAGAAAUUGAGCUGCACCAGUCAUAUAAAGAAAGUGUCUAAAAGAGCAGGAAGAGGUUAGGAAUCCUGCAGGAAGCAAAUCACCUCCUGACUCCCCAAAGCCCAUCCAUUAUCACAAGCACAAGUAAGGAGUGUGAUGGAAUACUGCCCACUUAUCUGGAUGAGUGCAGCCUCAACAACACUCAAGAACCUUGACACCAGCCAGGACAAAGCAGCCCGCUUGAUUGGCACCACACCCACAAACAUCCAUUCCCUCCACCACCAAUGCUCAGUAGCAGCAGUGGAUACUAUCUACAAGAUGCACUGCAGAAGUCCAUCAAACAUCAUCAGACAGCACCUUCCAAACCCACAACCACUUCUAUCUAGAAGGAUAAGGGCUGGCAGAUAUGUGGGAACACAUGUUCCCCUCCAAGUCACUCACCAUCCUGACUUGGAAAUAUAUCGCUGUUCUGAGUUUGACAUGUUAAACCGAGGCUUCCUCUAGUGUGUCAUGUGAGUGAAAAUAUCACAAAACAUCAGUUAAGAAGAGUAAGAGGUCUCUCUGUUGUUCUAUCCAAUAUUUAUUUAUCCCAAAAUCAACAUUGCAAAAAUAGAUAUACAACAGGCUGAUCUGUUCCUGACAUUACAACAUUAUACUUCAGCACCAAUUCACUCAAUGCUACAUUUGUUUUGGUUGUCCUAAAAUGAUGAAGGGCACUAUAGGAAUGCAAGUGUGUCUUUCUUAGUUGCCACCCUCUGACAUUAUGAACCAGACUGAGGACAGAGUCCUAGAAAGGAGCCUGUCCCAACCUAAUCUACCCGGCAACAAAUGCUGCAGGGACUGGGAGCGCCCUAUAGGUGGGGUGAACUAUCUGAGCCGUGUUGGUAUGAAUGUGCAAAAAGGGUGGAGGGAAAGUAAAAGCAGUUCAACACAGGGGAAUUCCAGGGAAUGUCUGUCAGUGAGAGGCUGUCUGGAAAAUCCCGAUUGGGGGGGGUAUGUGAAUGGUACAAGGGAGUGCAGGCAUAGAAAGAGAGACACUGAGUGUCAAACUAUGAACAGAGAGAGGGUGAGAGAAAAACAUCAUCAUUAACCUCCUCACUCUGUCAAGGAGAGACAAUCACUGCAGAUCCCUAUGUCAGAGUCCACUGUUACUGAUACCCAGCAUCUCUUUCUCUCACACACAGACACACACACCAUCAGACACAGUGAUCAGACCCAAGGGAUAGGGGAACACACCACUCACCAAGUGACAGAAACUGAGGGAGACCCCACUCACUGAGAGAGAGAGAGCGACUGGGGGAGACCUCACAUACUGUGAGAGACCUGACCCCACCCACUGAGAGAGAGACUUGGGGAGACCCCACUCACUGAGACAGAGAGACUUGGGGAGACCCCAUCCACUGAGAGAGAGACUGGGGGAGACCCCACUCACUGAGAGAGAGACUGGGGCAGAUCCCACUCACUGAGAGAGAGACUGUGGAUUUGGUGAUUUACUAUCCAUGUCUCAGCUCUCUCAGUCUGUCUGAGUGGGAUUAGUUUUUUGUGGUUCCUGCCCUAAUCUCACUCUUUCUCUCCGUUCUAUAGGUCUAUAUAUUUUGAGGCACUCUUUCUAAAAUGUGAACAUUCAUUUUAAUGCAGUCACUCUCUUCCGAUGUCCCUUUACAUGCAUUUAUAAGCUAUAUUUACGUACUAAUAUGUAUCUAAUUAUGUAGAUCUAUUCUCUCUUAUUCUGUUUCUUUCUGUUAUGAUAUAAGUUAUUAAGAGAGAAUAUCAUUAAUAUUCAAGUUUUCUUCAAUUUCUCUCCCCAUACUAUAUACUUAAUAAACAGGGGUCCCUGAUUUCCACCCAUAGGAGAGAGUGGAAAUUUAAAGAUCUGACAUAUGAACAUUUCCUGUCCUUACAAAUAAAUAUUUUGUUUUGUCCUGCACUGUGUUCCACUUAUG
Rhincodon typus (whale shark) is the source of this 3765-nucleotide messenger RNA. RefSeq names its product proteasome subunit beta type-8-like. The coding region runs from base 163 to 984 and encodes 273 amino acids. Gene Ontology annotation, molecular function: threonine-type endopeptidase activity. The record is from RefSeq and is a predicted model, not a curated record. The transcript is spliced from 6 exons. Lineage: Eukaryota; Metazoa; Chordata; Chondrichthyes; Orectolobiformes; Rhincodontidae. Gene Ontology annotation, cellular component: proteasome core complex.